This is a messenger RNA of Owenia fusiformis, 1278 nucleotides long. NCBI's taxonomy places the organism in Eukaryota, Metazoa, Annelida, Polychaeta, Sabellida, Oweniidae. The record is from the annotation of a GenBank genome assembly.
GGAAGGGAUACAUUAACUGGCCUUUUGUGUUACUUUUAGUUACUGUGUUUCGAAUAUGCUGCCUUAAACAAGUGAUAUAGUCUUUCUGAUUUUAAUUGCAAAGCCAAACAGCCUAAAUCAUAAAAUCAUGGCAAACAAUAUUUUACAAUCAAUCAGUGACUGAGUGAGUGUCACAGUUCCUCUUCUUUUGACAAAUCUCAAAUGAUACAUUCAAUGUAAGUGGAUUCAACCUAAAGUGUUUAGUGUUAUGAACAUUUCAUGAGCUUGAAAUUAAUUUAUAAGCUAUAAUAUAUUCAUAAUUACCUGAUUUUAGCAAAGGUCUAAUUUUUGCAAAAAAAAUUCGUUGAAAAAUGGCGGCCCUUUCACUAUAACAACGACUGAUAUCGGAAGCCCGAGAUUUCUAUUUAAUCACAUUUUACUGAAUCAAACAAAUUUUUAUUCAUGGAUACCCUAAUUAAUGGAAUAAUUUUGACCUUGUUGAACCAAAUAAAGAUUUUUAGACUAUUUUUUAAAUAAUUAAAACCAAUGACGUCAUUGUGCGCGAAAUAUGAAGCGCAGUAAAACGAAAACAAUUUUCUUGAAAUAUUUUGCACACAUCUGCCUUUAUACAAAUCGCAUUUAACUGUAUUGGGUAUCGAUUCAAAGAUUAAUUAUAAUGGUAGACGGCGACAAUAAUACAACUAGCACAUUUUCAGCCACGAAUCUUACUUUAUUUGGGCUUCGUAAGAAAUUCCCAGGCGUUGAAAAUGUGUCAACUUCAACUCUGCAAAAGUGGAUGGAACCCGGAAGUGAAAUCAACUCUGAAGCAGGAAUUCAUCAUAAGUGCUCAAAUUUACUUAUUUUGGAUACACGGCCAGAAGAAGAAUACAAAAUAAGUCAUUUGCCAGGUGCUCUACGGCUACAACCUGAUGCUACGGAUGAACAAAUAAAGUCCCUUCUCGAAGCAGAAAAUGCUUUCAAUAACUCAAGUAAUGAUGAUGUGACUAGAAUAGUGUGUUACUGUUCUGUUGGGUACAGGUCAUCUGCAAUGGCUACAAAACUGAUGGCACUUCAGAAAAAUAACUGUCCAAGUGCUAGCUCCUUUAAGACAACCAAGAUCUUCAACUUAGAAGGGAGCAUAUUUAAAUGGGCAAAUGAGGGCAGAGCAAUGGUAGAUUAUGAGCAAAGACAGACAAUACAUGCACACCCUUAUAGCGCAAUAUGGGGCAAACUAUUGAACAGUGAACUUAGGAAAUCUUCAUUAUGAAACUAUGCAAUAUUGGGCAAAACUAAUGAAUA